AUGGUGAAUAAAGCAAUUAUCUUAUACCUUCUGGGAGUCGGGACCACUCUUGUCAGCGCAACAGAGAGUACCGUGACCGUCACGACAACCAAGACGGAAACAGUCACCGCUUGUGCCUCGUCCUGCUAUUCAGUCUUGACUAGCUGCACUUCGACUGUGUCUUUGACUUCGUCCACCUUGGCUACUACAUCCACUGAAACCACGUCUACCGCUGCUACUUCCACUCAGAGCCCCAUCUCUUCUGCAAAAAGUUCCUCUCAGUCAACCUACUCUGUUCCAUCGAUAACUUUGAGCACGUAUCAAACCAGCACAGCGACAGCUUCAAUUGAAACUUCCCAAUCUACCACUUCUACCGCUUCCGUGAUUACUGAUAGCCUUGUCUCGACUCAGCUUUCCAGCACUUCCACCAGUUCUGGCACCACUUCAACGUCAUUAGAGACUAAGUCGUCCACGGAAAGCAUUGUUUCUUUAUCUACAGCCACUGCAUCCGCUACUUCUAGUGUAGAGUCAAGCCAGCUCCCCGAUACUUCUACCCUCUCUAUUACAAAGUCAUGCUCUCAUCCCUAUGGCUGUGAAUCUUCCACCAGCACCGGGAGCACAGAAUCGUCUGCUCUUGCUGGCACUGCAUCGUCUACUGUACCAUAUUCCACUUCUGCUUCUUCCUCAUCUACGACCUCAUCUUCUAGUCGAGAGACCACUUUCGUGUUCCCAACUACAACUCAGGAACGAGCUCCUCCGGAAUCAUCCGAGAGCACAACAGAGACGACGUUAGAGUCUACCCUUACUCAGACUGUAACCUUUACGAAAAGUUCGCAAUCUCAAGUCUCGAGCGAAUCCUCGACAAAGACUUCUGCCAAAGCAUCUUCUAAGUCUACGACAGGCUACAGUACUGAAUCUGCCACUGGUGCUUCCAUCCUCUACCGAAACUGGUUCCAAGUCCACUACAGAGAGUGGCUACUCCACCGGUUCCCUUACAGAAUCUACAACCGAAUCCUCCUCAACAACAACCGCCACAACAUCUUCACAAACCGCAUCCACAACGCCCUCAAGCUCACAAUCCACUACUCCAACAAAUACCUCCACCAAAUACACCUCCACCCCAUCCGAAACCCUCUCAUCUUCAUCAAUCGCCACAAGCUCAGGCUCGACAGCUUCCUCCGCUUUAGCCGCCACCACCACGAAGAACAGCUACAGCUCCCUAUACACGCCUUGUUCAGAAUCAACUCUGAGCCAUUCUCGCGUCUAUACACUCACCAAUUCUUCUACUUUUGCAACAAGCUCUUACCCGAGCACCGGAAUGGGAUACUCUACCACUCGGCCGUAUACGUCUAG
This is a messenger RNA of Trichoderma gamsii, 1332 nucleotides long. RefSeq lists its product as hypothetical. The transcript is spliced from 3 exons. The coding region runs from base 1 to 1332 and encodes 443 amino acids. The record is from RefSeq and is a predicted model, not a curated record. NCBI's taxonomy places the organism in Eukaryota, Fungi, Ascomycota, Sordariomycetes, Hypocreales, Hypocreaceae.